AUGUCUUUCCGCAAGCUUAGCCUUCUCGUUUUCAGUUCGCUGAUCAACUGCUUUUUUAGUGCUCACGUGGUGUUCGUGGAUCGGUUCACGUUCAUUGUCGAUGAUCACGACCUGUUCCUAUCCCAAAGCGCUAUUCUCGAACAGGAGUCGAAUCGCAGUUAUCUCUCGGGGCACAUGAUGAUUAAUCGGUUGGUCAAUGAUCUAACACUUGUUUCGUCAAUGGACAUUACGCGUCCUCCUCGACCGGAAAUGCGGCUCUAUUCUGUGAAAUUGAACUUCUGCUCCGUCUUAAAUAAUGCUUAUAAGAAUGGGUUUAUCAGAAUGCUUUACAAUAACUACGCGGAGUUUCUUAAUACCAAACCCAAGUGCCCACUUAAGCCGAAUUUCAAUUACACCCUAACUAGAGCCUAUGUCGACGAAGAUAUGUUACCAGAUCUGCUUCCGGAGUGCACUUAUCGCAUGAAAAUGUCUUUUCAGCAGAAAUCAAAGCUAUUCGCUCACAUGCAAAUUGAUGGAAGAUUGCUCACCAAACGUUAA
Drosophila subpulchrella is the source of this 537-nucleotide messenger RNA. RefSeq lists its product as uncharacterized. Lineage: Eukaryota; Metazoa; Arthropoda; Insecta; Diptera; Drosophilidae. Bases 1 to 537 code for a protein of 178 amino acids. The transcript is spliced from 2 exons. The record is from RefSeq and is a predicted model, not a curated record.